Pantherophis guttatus is the source of this 4243-nucleotide messenger RNA. RefSeq names its product zinc finger and SCAN domain-containing protein 31-like. The record is from RefSeq and is a predicted model, not a curated record. Lineage: Eukaryota; Metazoa; Chordata; Lepidosauria; Squamata; Colubridae.
CCUUUUCUUUGCUUUUUUUUUUCCUUUCUUUUUUGGAGUGAGGGAUGGUGGUGUUUCACUAUUUAACUCCUCUCCUCCCAGAGCCGCCUUGCUAAAAGGGUCGCGUCCGUGUCAGAGGAAGACAUGGGACGGUGAUCUGGACUCGCUUCCUUGGCCAGCUCCGGGGUUCAUGGUAGCUGGCAAUGGUCGUGAUAACCUUCAGGAGCCCUCCGUUUAUUUUGUUUUCUGCUCUCUUUGUGUAUUUCGUUGCCCUGAUCAUGUUGCAUUUUUUUCCUUUCAUUUUUUGCAUGAAAAAUAGGGUGUGACAGAUUUAUUAUUAUCUCUUUUAUUCAUUAAACAUGAAACUCAAGUCAAUUGAAUAUUUAAAAUUGUUGUUGUUGUUGUUGUUAUUGUGUAAUCUUCGACUUGCCAGUAUUAUUCCUUUCCUCUCUCUCAAAAUGUGCCUGUUCUUGUGUUUAUUCCUCUGAACUGUUUCAGAUGCUUUUACUUUACCUUUUCUGCCUUGUGACAGGAUCUGCAUCCCAGAAUGCUUCUCUUUCUUCAGCUCUUUUCCAAAAGCUUUGGGACAAGACCCUCCUCCUCUCCUAAGUCCUGUAACUAAGAUCAUCUAUCUACAUUUGAAAUAACUUCCAUCUUGUUUUCUUGUUUUGUUUCUUUUCCUAGUUCUUUUCCUUCCUUUCUAUUUUUAGAAUGUAAGAACCUUGGGACAGGGGAACCGACCUCAUUCUUUUUGGAUAACCUCUACAAUGGAUUGUUGACUUAAGAAUAAAAGAAUAAAUAGGAAGCAGAAUAAGGCAGUAGAAGAGACUGCACCCCUACAAAUAGGAAGCUAGCAGCUUUCUCUGAUGUCCUAAAUCUUUUUUUGCAUUUUUUAAAGAAUGAGAUCUGUCUACAGUAUUACUGUUUGUUUUCUCUCUCAUUUGCAGCUCGAUCUUCUCCAGGUUUAGUAUUUUUGUGCUGCUAAGAAGAUUUCCCUAGCCCCUGCCGAAGUCUGGCUCCAGAGCGCUUUGAAAGAAUCUGCAGCAGAGACACAGCUGCUCCAUUGGCAGCUCCUCAGGCCACAAAAUGGCUGCACAGCAACAUCCAAACAACAUGGCUGCUCUUUCAAAAGAAGUAGAGGAUGUGAGAUGUCCGUUGCAGGUCCAAAUGAAAAUGGAAACUCCCUACCAAGCAAAUGACAGUGCAAAAGAUGGUGAAGGAGAUGGCCUUGCCACCAUUCCAUCUGCAACCAGUGAAGAGUUCACAAGAGCAGUGUCCAAAGUAAAGCAGGAGCUGGCCGAAGAGCUACCGCAGAGCUGGGAGUGCCAAUGGCAAAGGGUGCUAGAGGUGGUACCUGCUCCCUUCAUCACUCCAGUCUGGGACAGCUUGCAGUUGCCUCCUUUGACUCAAGGGGGCAGCACCGAGGCCUACCUGGCCACCUUUGAGCGUGUGGCGGACGCUUCCCAAUGGCCACGGGAAGAGUGGGUGACUCACCUUGUGCCAGUCCUUAGUGGACAAGCUCAGCAGGCCUAUUUCAGCCUGGAUGCAAAAGACAAAGCUGAUUAUGGGAAGGUGAAGGUGGCUAUUCUGAGGCUGGAUGACUAUCUCGCCCUCGAGGCGCACCGCCAGCGUUUCAGGCAUUUCUGCUACCGGGCUGCCGAUGGGCCCCGGAUGGCAUGUCAGCAACUCCAGGAGCUCUGUCACUGCUGGCUGAGGCCUGAAGGCCAAAGCAAGGAGCAAAUCCUGGAUCUGCUCAUCUUGGAGCAGUUCCUUGUCAUCCUUCCACAGGAAAUGCAGGACUGGAUUAGGGAGCGCGGUCCGGAGACGUGUGAUCGAGCGGUGGCCUUGGCAGAGGAGUACCUGCAGGAGCAGCAGGAGACAGAGAAGUGGGCCCAACAGAUAACUGUACCAAUUGAGAUGGUGAUAGUUAACUCUCCCACUAUAGAUCAGGCCCAGUCAGAAGCAAAACAUCUCCACAAAGAACAGGUUGACAAUGAAAAUAAUAUUUCUCAAGAAGGCAGUUUUGCCAGAAUGGGGGCAAAGGAUCUGCACCAAGGAGAGUUGGAGGCAGAGGAACAAGGAUGGAGAUCUCCAGAAUUCGGGGAGGUGCUUUUCCCAAAAAGCAGUGAUCUUCCCAGAAGAUCACAUGUGAGCAAGUGUGAUUCAGAAAGGCCACAGAAAGGCAGCCUUUCCACAAGAAUGAUUAAGGACGAAGUAUUUGGGGGAGUCCCAACCGACCUAGAAACGAAACGACAUCUGUGUAAGGAAUGUGGGAAAAGGUUUCGGAAGAAGUGGGAUCUCAUCAGGCAUGAAAGGAUCCACACGGGAGAGAAGCCUCACCAGUGUACGUACUGCGGAAAGAGGUUCACACGGCGUUCACAUGUUGUGAAUCAUCAGAGACGCCACUCAUGCCAAGGAAGAUCUUGACAAAAGGAUCUACUGCUUCCAGUUUGGGCAACAGAUUGAGAAGCCCUAUAUGACCGGGGAAUAAAGGUAGCUCAGUUUGUGUCCUGUAGGGUUUGGAAUUUAGAUCCAAGGGUAGGAGUGGGGUGGAUUAUUGACUAUUGGCUGUUUGUCCACAUCUUGAAUAUGAUCAAAAUGGGUCUAAGGACACACAGCUCUCAGGGGCAUCCAUUCUGUUGAGUGUACAAAGGAAAAUCUGUACAUAUUUAUGCCAUUCAGUAAUGAUAGAAGAACUAAGACUCCAUCUAAGUCAAAAGACUAUUCAUCCACAUUUUACUUGAUUUGGAAUGGGAGUGAGAGAUUGCGUUCCUGUUUAUUUUGUAUUAUUUGGACUGCUUGUUGGCUAGAAAUGAGUAUAUCAUGCCACUAAUUCAGCCCUGAAUAUAGAUGAGUGGAUGCUCCUGGGGAAACUGCUAAUUUUGAUCAGUAUUUUUGUAUCAGCUAAAGCCUUGUGAAAUCAGAAAAAUCCUUUUCCUGCUUUGCUGUACCCAUGCCCAAAACAAAUGAUGCUCAUUAAGGAAGUAAGAUUUAAAGGCAAAACAUCUUCCAGUAAUGGAGCAGGCUGGCAAAAUGAUACUUGCCAACUAUUUGGGAAGGCAGUCCGCAGAUUUAACCUCUGAAGUGUUGAAGCUCAGUGGAAAAACGAUACUAACCAUUAACUCAGGAUAAAAGAAAUUCCAAGUUUUAAGUAAGAGGCAGGACUGAUUGAUUGACCAAGAAGCACUGACCUGGUAUGCUUUUAAAUGCAAAUUUAGAUCCAAAAUAUAUUCCCAUCAUGGAGACUUCAGUCCUUUUGCACGUCAAGCUGCCCAGAUGUAGGUAUACAUUUGGCAGUGCAAUUUGGGGAAGGAAGGCCAGAUGGGAAAACAGGAAGCAAAGUGGCCUCAUUGUACACUGUGCUUGCUGGGAUGGUUUUUUAUAUUGCUCUGUGGCAAUAUAGGGGUGAUCACAGUUUUACUGCAAGGUUAGAAAACUGUGGCCCUCCAGUGGCUGCUGAAUACAGCUCCCAGCAUUCACCACAACUGGCCAUGCUGGAAUAAUGUGAAGUGAAACUGACUUGGCUAUUUGAUGAUUCAUUUUUUAUUCUGUACAGUAGAAAACCAGUGCAACAUUUGUUUACAUAAUAAGUUAUUUCCCCCUUUUUACAAACAGUCUGGAAACUGCUUAGAGACUUUUGAUUACAGAAUUCAUAAAUUAAUUUUCACAAAGACAGACAUCUGUUUUAAUAUAUUGUCAAAUCAUUUUGACUUUUCAAGCUUCUUAAGAUCCUAUUCUACCAGCAGUACAUAUAUUUCACAUGAGAGGAAAAAAAUGACUUUUUUUCAAAGCUGGGUCCUUUUUAAAUACAGUACACCACAGAUAAAAUCUGGAGUAACUUCAAAUCCUAUGGCUUGAUCAUGUGGCCAUUAUGUGAGGAAUAUUUAUUUUUUAGGAAUGAUCUUUUAUAUAUUCUUCAGUUUCUAUGGCUGCCUUUUUAGCAUAUAGGAUAACUGCUAUCUUUAUAAUACAGACUUUCAAGUUUAUUUUGUACACUAUCAUAAUCAAAGACUCAUGUUAGGUAAUUUCAUUAAAAACAUAAUUCUACCUUGAUGGUCCAACUGAUGGACUUUUAACCCCAUUCAUUAAUUUAUUUAGAGGCAUGGAUUUAUUUAGAGAGUUUAGGUAAGCUACUGUGCCCUCAGUCCUCUCAUCUGCAAUAUUUGGUUAAUGCCAAGCUAAAGAAUUACUGAAAGUGUUUGUUAAAUACUAUGCAUAAAUGAGAAAACGGCCAUAUAAAAUCAGAAAUGUGUAAUCUGGAGAA